Linum tenue is the source of this 441-nucleotide messenger RNA. The record is from the annotation of a GenBank genome assembly. Lineage: Eukaryota; Viridiplantae; Streptophyta; Magnoliopsida; Malpighiales; Linaceae.
AUGCAACGAAAGGUGCAGAAGGUUUUCCUCGAAAUGGGUUCACCAAUCGAAUCACAUGCAGCUGCUGCUCUUACUCCAUAUGCUUUCCAGAAACUCCAAGAUGAGCUUGUGCUAGCUCCACAAUAUGCAUCUUUCCCACUAGAUGAGUACUGUUUCCAAGUGAGGCGUCACACUGAAUUGAAUGGCGGCUGUAAAGUGAUCUCUGAUCCUUGUCAAGAGCACAUCCGCUGCAGCUGCAAUCAGUUUGAUUUCUCCGGGUUUCUCUGCAGGCAUGUACUACGUGUCCUGUCAUCAAGCAACUGUUUUCACAUACCAGAUCAAUACCUGCCAAAUCGAUGGUGUGUUAAUGUUUUGUCUUCAACAGCGCACUCCGAGAGGAUUCAUCAUCAACAGUUGGUGACCUCAGAACUUGUGGCAGAGUCAAGCGAGAUAGAAGAGUGA